UUCCCCCAUCGCCCCAUCGCCACAUCUCUCCCAUUCCAUACGCACAAGAUGGGAAAAGCUUCUUCUAUCUUUCUUCUAUUCUCUCUCUCUUCCUUGGUAGUAGCUCUAGCAGCACAAUGUGGGAGCCAAGCUGAUGGUGCACUAUGUCCUGGUGGUCUUUGUGUUGGUGAUAUUGGUUCUCUCAUCAGUCGAGAUCUCUUUAAUCAAAUCCUUAAACAUCGAAAUGAUGGAGCUUGUCCUGCUAAAGGGUUCUACACCUACGAUGCUUUCAUUGCUGCCGCAAAGUCCUUCGGCGGGUUCGCAACGACCGGCGAUGUCAACACCCGUAAGAGGGAGAUUGCUGCUUUCUUAGCUCAAACUUCCCACGAAACCACAGGGGGAUGGGCCAGUGCACCUGAUGGCCCAUACGCUUGGGGAUAUUGCCAGCUCAAGGAACAAGGCAAUCCUCCUGAUUAUUGUGUAGCUAGUGCUAAGUGGCCAUGUGCUGCCGGUAAAAAGUAUUAUGGGCGUGGACCCAUCCAGAUUUCUUACAACUACAAUUACGGUCAAGCAGGAAAAGCCAUAGGGGUGGACCUCAUCAACAACCCUGACCUUGUUGCAACUGACCCAACCGUUUCGUUCAAGACAGCAUUGUGGUUCUGGACGACACCCCAAUCUCCAAAACCAUCAUGCCAUGAUGUUAUCACCGGCCGAUGGUCGCCAAGCCAGGCCGAUAGGGCUGCCGGCCGUCUUCCUGGCUAUGGAACUGUUACCAAUAUCAUCAAUGGAGGACUUGAAUGUGGGAGAGGUUAUGAUGCCAGGGUAAAUGAUCGUAUAGGAUUUUACAAGAGAUAUUGUGACAUAUUGAGAGUUGGCUAUGGUGAUAACCUUGACUGCUACAAGCAAAAGUCUUUUAAUAGAAAGCUGACCAAGGUUCCUCUUCCAAUCUUGUGUUUGUUGCCAAUGUUUAAGGGAACUCUAGCAGAGCAAUGUGGGAGCCAAGCUGGUGGUGCACUAUGUCCUGGUGGUCUUUGUUGUAGCAAGUUUGGCUAUUGUGGUUCCACAUCUGACUAUUGUGGAAACGGCUGUCAAAGCCAAUGUUCCGGUGGCGGCGGUGGUGGCGGAGGUGGAGGUGGUGAUAUUGGUUCUCUCAUCAGCCGGGAUCUCUUUAAUCAAAUCCUUAAACAUCGAAAUGACGGAGCUUGUCCUGCUAAAGGGUUCUACACCUACGAUGCUUUCAUUGCUGCCGCAAAGGCUUUCGGCGGGUUCGCAACGACCGGCGAUGUUAACACCCAAAAGAGGGAGAUUGCUGCUUUCUUGGCUCAAACUUCCCAUGAAACCACAGGGGGAUGGGCCAGUGCACCUGAUGGCCCAUACGCUUGGGGAUAUUGCUAUCUCAAGGAACAAGGCAAUCCUCCAGAUUAUUGUGUAGCUAGUGCUCAGUGGCCGUGUGCUGCCGGUAAAAAGUAUUACGGGCGUGGACCCAUCCAGAUUUCUUACAACUACAACUACGGUCAAGCAGGAAAAGCCAUAGGGGUGGACCUCAUCAACAACCCUGACCUUGUUGCAACUGACCCAACCAUUUCGUUCAAGACAGCAUUGUGGUUCUGGACGACACCCCAAUCUCCAAAACCAUCAUGCCAUGAUGUUAUCACCGGCCGAUGGUCGCCAAGCAAUGCCGAUAGGGCCGCCGGCCGUCUUCCUGGCUAUGGAACUGUUACCAAUAUCAUCAAUGGAGGACUUGAAUGUGGGAGAGGUUAUGAUGCCAGGGUAAAUGAUCGUAUAGGAUUUUACAAGAGAUAUUGUGACAUAUUAGGAGUUGGCUAUGGUGAUAACCUUGACUGCUAUAACCAAAGGUCUUUUAAUGCUGCCGGUUAUUCUGCAGCUUGAUAUUUUUCCUAAAUAGGAUCAAGGCACUGAUCCUUCUGUAAGUGUGGUCCUUUGUUGGGCUUAAUAUAAUAAAGUUCUAUGGUUUUGAGUGUUA
Messenger RNA from Macadamia integrifolia, 1963 nucleotides. Its product is annotated as endochitinase A2-like. Gene Ontology annotation, molecular function: chitinase activity; chitin binding. Lineage: Eukaryota; Viridiplantae; Streptophyta; Magnoliopsida; Proteales; Proteaceae. The transcript has 8 exons. The coding region runs from base 49 to 1869 and encodes 606 amino acids. The record is from RefSeq and is a predicted model, not a curated record. Gene Ontology annotation, biological process: defense response to fungus; chitin catabolic process; cell wall macromolecule catabolic process.